Molecule: messenger RNA, 1110 nt
Organism: Schizosaccharomyces osmophilus
Lineage: Eukaryota; Fungi; Ascomycota; Schizosaccharomycetes; Schizosaccharomycetales; Schizosaccharomycetaceae
Gene: saf3
Product: splicing associated factor Saf3
Exons: 1
Coding region: 1-1110 (369 amino acids)
Biological process (GO): mRNA splicing, via spliceosome
Cellular component (GO): U2-type spliceosomal complex
Molecular function (GO): RNA binding
Source: RefSeq, a predicted model, not a curated record
AUGGCGCCUCCUGUUCCCCAGGUUCCAAAAAAACCUAUUGGAAGGUAUCGACCUAGACAAGAUGAUCUAGAGGAAAGUGCAAGUGAUUCUUCUUCAAGUGAAUAUGAAGAAGAACCUCUUUCUCCUCCUGCAGCUUCGGCUCCUCCUGCUGAAUCUGUCCCAAAUAACAAGUCUAAAGAUGUCCAACCAUCAUUAGCACAAGCUGUGAGAGUACCACCGAAACCGCAAAUUCCUUCUAGUUUUGAAAGGUCCAAUUUAGAUAACGAGUCUGCAUCAGAAUAUGAAACGGAUGAAGAAGAAUCAGCGACAAUGCCCAACCAUGAUGACGCAGAAGAAGAAAGCGAAUCGGAAACUAGCUCUGGAUCUGAAGAUUCUGACGAAGAUGAAAUGGACCGUAGGAGACAACUUUUGCUUACUGCACCGAAGUUUGUCGGUAAAGGCACGAAAAGUCAAACGAAAGCCGACAAUUCCUCAGAGAAUAUAGAAAAGGAUCGCAAGCAACUAUCUCAAAAGAUUCUAGAAGAGACAAUACAGAAAGAAAUGAAACAAAGGGAAAUGGAAAAAACGAACGAAUUGUUAAAAGAUGUCGACGAUACAGAUGGGUUAGACCCACAAAGCGAAUACGAAGCUUGGCAAGUAAGAAGUUUACGAAGGAAGAAGCGUGAUAAGGAAAAUCUUUUGGCUCUUGAAAAAGAAAGAAUGUCGAUAGAGGAAAGACGCUUAAUGGAUCCCGAAGAAAGAGAAAAAUUGGAUAGACAAGAAGCUGAAGAAAGCCGCCAAGGAAAGAAAAAGAAACCAGUUCAGUUUCUACAAAAGUUUUACCACAGAGGUGCAUUUUAUCAAGACCAAGACAUUGUUCGAAAUCGAGACUACUCUGAAGCAGCCGAAGGUGAAAUCCAGCACAAAGAAACUUUACCCAAAGCCAUGCAAGUUCGUGGAAAUACGUUUGGUAUGGCUGGACAAACAAGAUGGACUCACUUGGCAAACGAAGAUACCAGUAAAACUGGAUCUGCUUGGAGUAACCCAAAGAAUCCCCUGGUUCACAAAACUUUACAACGCUUAGGUGGCCUACAUUCCGACGAGUUACCCAAAAAGAGGAAGAAGUACUAG